AGUCACUCUGGUCGGGUCUUUUAUUUGGUAAAGCUGCAGGUUGGGAAGCCGUUUUUGCAGAACGACAAUGCAGUGGUUGGUGAAGGCUGCAACGGUCAUGUUGUUCCUGUCGGGUUUAACAAGAUGUGAAAACGGGAGGAGGAAGGGACGGAAAGAUGACAGCCAUGGCGUCGUUGCAAAGACUAAAAGUCCGGUUUGCCAAGUGGAUAUCAUGUUUGUCGUGGACGGUUCAGAGAAAGCCAAAGCUACGCUGUUCGAGCAACAGAAAGAUUUCAUCCUGAGAUUCAGCGCCAAACUUCUUCAUCUUCACUUGGACGGCUGGACCCUGAAGCUGCGUCUGGCCGCUCUGCAGUACAGCAACACCGUGGUCGUGGAGCACAACUUCAGAGACUGGCAAGACAUGGACGUCUUUCAGAGCAGAGUGGCCUCCAUGACCUUCAUAGGCCACGGUACCUACUCCGCCUUCGCCAUUAGGAACGCCACGCGGGUGUUCAUCCAUGAGACGAGCUCCACUAGCCUCAGGGUGCUGCUGUUUAUGACCGACGGUGUGGACCACCCGCGGAGCCCCAGCGCCGUGAUGGCGGCCGCCGAAGCCAAACAACACAACAUCCGAGUGUUUGCCAUCCGCCUCUCCAAGAUGGACAUAAACGAUCCCAUUGGUGCAAAGCUGCGCUUUAUUGCUAGCGCUCCCCAGCAGCAGUACGUCUUUAGUCUGACAGACGGUCAUUUGGACCAAAGACUCUUCAAUCAACUGCAAACCAUCGUAAACACCGGGUGUCCACAUCCAAAACGCUGCUUGUGCGAGAGGGGCCCGGUUGGAAACCCAGGCAGGCCGGGCAAGCCAGGCUCUGGUGGAGCUCCAGGUCCAAAGGGGUCUCUUGGGGAGUCUGGCAUGAAUGGACACCCAGGGAGGGAAGGCCUUCAUGGUCAACCUGGCCGUAAAGGUGAAAAGGGCCAACAAGGUGAAUGUGGUCCUGCUGGAAAACAAGGAGAAAAAGGUGCCAUCGGCUCUUCUGGCCCAAGGGGCCCGAGAGGGGAGAAGGGUGCCCGUGGAGCAGCCGGAGACCAAGGUCCGGAAGGUUCAUCUGGGUCUAAAGGUGACAGAGGACCAAGAGGUGCAAAUGGACCUCCAGGAGAUAACGGCGUCGGGUUUCCCGGUCCAAAGGGCAACAAAGGGAACCAAGGAAAAGCAGGUCAACCUGGACUAACUGGUACCGGUGAACCAGGAGUGCCUGGUCCACCGGGGCCUCCAGGGAUCCAAGGAUAUCACGGACUUCAGGGUGAAGGUCUCCCAGGGCCCAAGGGUGACAUAGGAUACGGGGGCCCCAAAGGCAGUCGAGGGCCCCCAGGACUUGGUUACAAAGGUGAUAAGGGAGUCUCAGGGGCACCCGGUCUUCCAGGUGGGAUGGGUUUAGCAGGGGCGGGUCUCCAAGGAGAGAAGGGAGAUGAAGGACCACCUGGGCCUUCUGGCCUACGAGGACCUCCUGGGUUGGGUAUUGUCGGACCCAAGGGUGACCAGGGUUUCCCUGGGGAGGCCGGGCCCCAAGGAGAGAGGGGUAUUUGUGAGCAAGGACCAAAAGGGGAGCCGGGGCCACGUGGUCCAAUGGGCAGUCCUGGAAUUCCCGGGGAAGACGGAGCUGCUGGGUCAAAGGGAACAAUGGGGUUGCCAGGUGAACGAGGUCAAGAAGGAGCAGAAGGGAAAGGUAUCCCUGGGGAGAAGGGUGAUCGAGGGGAUUGUGGGCUACAGGGACUCCCAGGGCCUCCAGGCUCAGGUGGACCAGUGGGAGCUAAGGGAGAGACUGGCAACCCAGGAAUGGUGGGCCGACCUGGAACACCCGGGCGGGGUCUUCCCGGACCAAAGGGAGAACUUGGACCUGUAGGACCUACUGGACCUAUCGGAGAACCUGGAGUGGGGACUAUUGGACCCAAGGGAAGCAAAGGGAUUCCUGGUCCUGCCGGGCCACCAGGAAUGAAGGGGGAUAGUUUUUCAGGACCACAGGGGCUACGUGGGUUACCUGGAGUCCAAGGAGAGAUGGGCCCUGAAGGGAAAGGUCUACCUGGGCUUAAGGGCAGUAGAGGCUUACCGGGAGUCUCUGGACCAUCUGGUCCUCCAGGAAAUGGACUGUUUGGACCAAAGGGAUCUCCAGGGCAGUCUGGUCCACCAGGUCCCACUGGACCUUCAGGAGAGGGCAUUCGAGGACCAAAGGGAGAACCUGGCUUCCAAGGCCCCGUGGGUCCCCGUGGCGCACCGGGUGAUGGAUCUCCCGGCGAAAAGGGAAAUAGAGGCAUCUCUGGUGAAAGAGGAAGGAAAGGAGAUAAGGGUGACUAUGGUGCGCCUGGGCAUACAGGACUUAUGGGGAGACCCGGAGAAAAGGGUGAACCGGGACUGACUAGAGAAGAGGUGGUCCGAAUCAUCCAGGAACUCUGUGGCAUGGGGGGAAGCAUAGCGGAUCACGUUUGCGGCCAGGAUGACACACAGGCGUUACUGUCAAACUCUAUCUCAUCACCUGAUCAUCUCCACCAGGAGGGUCCAGUUGAUAAAUUUGGGCAGAAGCCUGAAGGUGAAGCACCUGAAGAUGUGCAGACAUGGCUGCCACCACCAGAGGACACCAAGCUUGACCCUAAUGAUGGGGAGAGGGAACGUGGCCCUGCGACCACCACAGUCCUGCUUCCAACACCUCACCCGCAUGAAGACAUGAACCGGCCUCUUCAAGCCCCGACACGCUCACCUGUGGCAGGUGGGAGCUGCCGUCUGCCCCUGGACCCGGGUCCCUGUCGGCGCUACGUCGCCAGAUGGUACUACGACCCGGAAGCCAAUGCCUGCGCCCGCUUCUGGUUUGGCGGUUGUCAGGGCAACAACAACAACUUUGAGACGGAAGAGAGCUGCGGGAUUUCCUGUGUGGUCACAUGACAUCUUUUCUUAUCGAACCAACCUCAGGCUAGUUUAUAAAAAUUUGACCAUGAGCUCAUCCUUCCUUUUUUUCAUCCUUUUGGAUGAAAAAUCACUAUUUUUUUUACAGACUUAAUCCAAAUCUUAAGACCAGUUGAAAAAUUAAAAUAUUGAAUUUAAUUAAAAUAUGCGUUUUGAACAUUUAUACUGAAAUAGGUUGUUUUUCCACAUGGCAAUAAAAGCUAAAAAACUGCUAAAAAUGCUAAUUUUCUGUCAGGCAUUCACACGGUCAUAACCUCCUGAUGGCUAAAGCUAAGAAGCUUUAAGCUUUUAACAUUUUUGGAAAAGUCCUAAGCAUUACACCCCCCCCCCCCCAAAAAAAAAUGACACCUGUACUGAACCAGAGGAUCCGAUUGGCUGUUCCGUCAAAACACAAGGUGGUCCUCGACCCAAAUGAAGUCCCUUACUGGUGCCGACUGGAACCAUCUGCGGGACAAGGGUUUCAAAACCAAAUAAUUAAUUAAAAAAAAUGUAACCUUGGCGGUCCAGAUGUCUUCCAACAUUACUGGCAUGACAAGGAGAUCCUACCUGAGAUGGAGAUGGAGCUUCGGAUGGUGCAGGGUCGUCAAACGGUUUUGUACAGAUGUUGCAGCGGGCAAUCCUGAUGACUGAAGGUCCUGGUCUGUGUGGUAACUGCCGGGUUCUUCAACAGGACAACGACGCAGUUCGGAAUUCUGGCUUGACCAAAGACUUCUUCAGGGAGAAUAACAUCCCUCUUUUUUGGACCGUCCCGCAUGUUCCCCAGGUUUAAAUCCCUUAGAGAACAUUGAAGGAUGGAUGGGAAGGGAAGUUUAUAAAACUUACCAUCAGUUCUAGACAGUUGAUACCCUUGGUGAUGCCUUCAAUGUCCAUAAUAGCCUCCUGGAAAACACUCGCAUCAAGCAUGUCUAAAGCUAUUUUUGAAGCAAUUAACAAGAAUGGUGGAGCUUCUCAUUACUGAGAUACAGCCCCCCCCGAGGAAACACUGGAGUUAAAAGCUGAAGACUAAGAGCAUAAAAUAGGACUAAAAAGAUAAAAACUGGAGUUAAAAACUGAAGACUAAGAGCAAAAAAUAGGACUGAAAAGAUAAAAACAAAACACGAGUUAAAAGCUGAAGACUAAGAGCAAAAAAUAGGACUAAAAAGAUUUUUUUUAAAAACACUGGAGUUAAAAGCUAGACUAAGAGCAAAAAAUAGGACUAAAAAGAUAAAAAAAAACACGAGUUAAAAGCUGAAGACUAAGAGCAAAAAAUAGGACUAAAAAGAUUUUUUUUUAAAAACACUGGAGUUAAAAGCUAAAGACUAAGAGCAAAAGUAGGACUAAAAAAAUAAAAACAAAACACUGGAGUUAAAAGCUGAAGACUUAGUGCAAAAAAU
Molecule: messenger RNA, 4305 nt
Organism: Doryrhamphus excisus (bluestripe pipefish)
Lineage: Eukaryota; Metazoa; Chordata; Actinopteri; Syngnathiformes; Syngnathidae
Gene: col28a1a
Product: collagen, type XXVIII, alpha 1a
Molecular function (GO): serine-type endopeptidase inhibitor activity
Source: RefSeq, a predicted model, not a curated record